CCGUACAAUAGUCAUUGCAUAGCAAAACCCUAACAUGCAUACACAUGAGUAUUUAUAUUUAGAAAGAGAAAAAUCUCCCAAUUUGAAGAAAAACCCUUCUCCGUCGACUGGGAACAGCACUGCCGCGCCUCUCAGAAGGUUCCAAACACACGCACAUCGUAUGCUUGGAAGCUCUAACGCCAGCCAUAGCUUGUCUUCCCUCAUUGCAUUCAAGCCGCGCCAAAUUCUUCUCUUGCAGCAGCAGCGAAACCGUUCGGCUUCGGCACCAAUGGCCCAGUUGAAGCCUGAUGACGAGUCUAUUUUGAUCUUCUCUGUCGCGCUCUGGCUCCAAAACAAGGGCUUUUCCAAAGUCUUCAAACGAUUCUGCACGGCAGCUCAAAUUGAGGGUGAGGAUUGGAAGGCCAAGGCGCUUAAUUUGAAUGAGAUUUUCUCGAAAUAUCAGGAGAUUAGCAAUAGUUCCUGCAAAGACUUGAAAUUUCAGGAGAAGCAAGAACAGGUGGCUGACGUGGCAGAAAAAAUUGCAAAUGGUACAACUGCUGAGGAAAUUAAAGGCAAGAAGAAGAAGAAAAAGAGCAAGGAUGACACUUCAGUCAAUGAAAGUGAAAAAACACUUGAAGAUACAGCUGUGACAGAAAAGAUAAAUGAAUCAUAUGAGAAUGGCAAUGAGGAUGAAAGCGGCAAUGCAUCAAAGAAAUCCAAUGGUGACAAAAUGCAUGAACUUGCAGAGGAUCAAUCUGAGAAACCAAAAGAGAAGAAGAAGAAAAAGAAAAGCAAGUUGGCAUCACAGCCGCUGGAUGCUGAUGUACCAGAGGUAACUGAACAGAAACAAGAAGUUUUAUCAUCUGAAAAGGCUGAGGAUGCAGAAGAUGGGAUUCAUGAAUCUAAGAAGGCUUCCAAGAAAAGAAAAAGAAUGGCUCCUGAAGAAAAUCAAAAUAAGUCUGGUGAGGAAGUAGCAAUUGAAGAGUCAAAAUCUAAAAAAUCCAAAGGUCUCAAAGAAGGCAAAGAUGUUCCACCACACACUGCCUUCCCUGAAGCCAAUGGCCAUGCAAAAAGUGAUGCUCUUCAAGGGGAUUUGCAGGAAUUCUCUGCUAAGUCAGAUUAUGAAAGUGCUAAAAAUGCUACAAACAAUAAUGAAUUGGACAAAUCAAGUCAGAAAAAAUCUGCAAGCAAACAACCCAAAAGUUCUGAGCCAACAACAGUGAAAGCAUUCCAAAGAGUGAAGAUUGAUGAGGUGGAAUUUGUUGAUGACAGACUUCAAGACAAUUCUUAUUGGGCAAAGGAUGGUGCGGAAACUGGUUACGGAGCUAAAGCACAAGAAGUCUUGGGACAAGUCAAGGGAAGGGGCUUUCGACACGAGAAAACCAAGAAGAAGCGUGGCAGCUACAGAGGAGGGCAAAUCGAUCUGCAUUCACACUCGAUAAAGUUCAAUUAUUCUGAUGAAGAAUGAAACAUGCAUGUGAGGUUUUGAACUCAAUUGUCCAUUUCUUAUCCCAGAAUUGGGAAAGCCAGUUUUGGUGGUGUCCUAUAUUACCAUUCAAUGUAUAAUGACACCAUUCUUGGCAGAUAUUUUGGUUAUGAUUUUAUUCUCCA
Messenger RNA from Salvia miltiorrhiza (redroot sage), 1590 nucleotides. RefSeq lists its product as uncharacterized. The record is from RefSeq and is a predicted model, not a curated record. Lineage: Eukaryota; Viridiplantae; Streptophyta; Magnoliopsida; Lamiales; Lamiaceae. Bases 35 to 1447 code for a protein of 470 amino acids. The transcript has 7 exons.